UUUUACAAUAAUUACAAGUAUAUUUCGUGAUAAGAACUCUGUGAUAAUUUAAAUUUCUGAUACAGUCUGCGAAAAAUUAGUCGAUUUUUUAUUUAUAUUGAUUCUUAAUGGUUUUCCAAACAUCUCUUGCUGUUUAUUCCUGUCAUUUUACCAUACGUUCCGCACAAAAUUUGAGUUUUCGGUUCAAUAAGUAAAUUGUUUUUUCGCUAAACAGUGCUGUGUGAGUCGAGUUUACACCUAAAAGACGUACCUACAAGUUACCGUAAAGUGAAAUAGAAGUAUGAGCUCAGAUGAUGAAAGUUUCGCAGCCGUGCAUAUUGUAGCCAAAAAAGUAGAUGAUAAUGUGACUUAUUACCUGGUAAAAUGGGAAGACCAAGACGAGAAGGAUGAGAAUUCGUGGUAUCCUGCGAAAGACUGCUCCAAAAUAUUGAUACGAGAAUUUGAAAAAAUCUUAGGAUCAGCUGCGACAAAACGCAAACAUUCGAUUUGCACAAGACCACCCGACGAAGAUGCUGGUAAUCAAGAUAUGAGCUCAAAUUCAACGUCGAGCAAAAUUGAUGAAGUUGAAACGAUUAUUAAGCAAUUCGUAGAUUUGGCAGUUUCAUCGAAUGUUGACGCGAUAGUUUCGGCGAUCAUCGAAACUAAUGAUUUGAGUACAAAUGAAUCCAGACUGAGGGGCCUUGCAGCCAACCAGGUGCGAAUACUGACGUACAUUGAAAAUUGGUCCGAUGAAAUAAAAUUAAUGUUUUUGGUCCAGGAGAAAAGCAACCAAACUGUGAAUGGGUAUUUCAGUGUCGAAGAAAUUAUGGCUAUAUGGGACUGGAAACAGUUGUUGUGUACUUGCGAUAUUCAAGAUAAAUAAAUGGGGGAAAAAACUCACCUACCUCGUAGUUAAUUUAAUUUUUGAUUUUAAAGCUGAUAUGUACAUACCUUACCUAUAUCCAUCCAAUCAUUUUGAUUCGUUGUUAAAUCUAUUUCGAAUUUUUGUAAUUUUUCAAGUUAGAUAAUUUUUUUAAAAAAGAAUUGCUUUUCGAGUUUGUUGUGUA
Messenger RNA from Planococcus citri (citrus mealybug), 1046 nucleotides. RefSeq lists its product as uncharacterized. NCBI's taxonomy places the organism in Eukaryota, Metazoa, Arthropoda, Insecta, Hemiptera, Pseudococcidae. The transcript is spliced from 2 exons. The record is from RefSeq and is a predicted model, not a curated record. The coding region runs from base 281 to 862 and encodes 193 amino acids.